Molecule: messenger RNA, 11747 nt
Organism: Acanthaster planci (crown-of-thorns starfish)
Lineage: Eukaryota; Metazoa; Echinodermata; Asteroidea; Valvatida; Acanthasteridae
Gene: dot1l
Product: DOT1 like histone lysine methyltransferase
Biological process (GO): DNA damage checkpoint signaling; DNA repair; regulation of transcription regulatory region DNA binding
Cellular component (GO): nucleus
Molecular function (GO): histone H3K79 methyltransferase activity
Source: RefSeq, a predicted model, not a curated record
UGAUACAUCUACGGGGUGGGUUUUCUUUGUACGUGUGUGCAUAGGGAAUGAAGCACACAGCCGGGAAAUAGUAUAUUUCUCCGCAAAAAUGCCACUAUAGCAUUCAUUUUUUGCCAGCAAAUCGCACCGGAAGGAUGGACGAGGAAAAGGGGGAACCGAAAAGGCCGCUGGAACUUAGAUUACACAGCCCAGCCGGCGCCGAACCUGCGAUUUAUACAUGGCCACUGCAGCACACGGACAAGAAUGACGGGGCAAAUGAGAUCGUUGACACGAUCAAAUGGGUGUGCGAAGAUGUCCCAGAAAUCAUGGCUGCCAUGCAGAAGAAUGUGCUCAAUGACUUUGACACAAAAAGUUAUGAGAGUAUGCACACACUAUGUGAAAAGUACAACAGAGCCAUUGAUGCAGUCAGACAGUUGUGGAAAGGGACGACGUGCAUCGCUCGGCCGGACAAAGCGCGGACAACGCGGGACCACCUGAAGCACAUCAUGCAGCAGGUCUACAGCCACGCCAUCGACGAUCCCGACAGGCUGAAUGCCUAUGAGCCGUUCUCGCCCGAGGUCUAUGGGGAGACGUCCUUUGACCUUGUGGCCCAGAUGCUGGAACAUGUGGAGAUAUCACCAGACGACACCUUCAUUGACCUUGGCAGUGGUGUGGGCCAGGUGGUUCUGCAGGUAGCGGCAUCAGCGAAGUGCAAAGUGACCUAUGGCAUAGAGAAAGCAGAUGUCCCCGCCGCAUAUGGAGAGAUAAUGAUGAGAGAGUUUGAGCGCUGGAUGAAGUGGUACGGCAAAGAGUACAGUCCCUACGAGCUGCACAAGGGCGAUUUCCUGUCGGUCGAGAUGAAGGAGAAGAUUGCCAAUGCCAACAUUAUAUUUGUCAACAACUUUGCAUUUGGCCCGACCGUCGACCACAAGUUGAAGGAGCGGUUUGCCAACAUGAAGGAGGGAGCUAAGAUUGUCUCGUCUAAAGCAUUCUGUCCCCUCAACUUCCGAAUCACUGACAGGAAUUUGAGUGAUAUCGGCAGCAUCAUGCAUGUGGUAGAGCUUUCCCCCCUGAAAGGCUCUGUGUCUUGGACAGGCAAGCCAGUCUCUUACUACCUCCAUACGAUAGAUAGAACAUUGCUUGAGAAGUAUUUCCAGCGCUUAAAAGAUCCUAAACUCAGGGAAGAGGAAUACCAAAACUGGAAGAACCGUAACCGCCGCGGGCAGGAGUACAACGCCAGCAGGAACCUUGAUUUCAGCCGCAACUCCAGUGACAGCGAGUCAACGGUCGUCGGCCCCACAACGAGGCGCAAGUGGACAGAGUGGAUCACCAAGGACAGCAGCAAGGAGAAUGUGGAUAAGAACUCGGACAAGGUGCAGAAUAGUCGAGAUCUGUACCUUAAUCAUUACAGCUUCCCAAAAACCUUGGCCUCAGAGAGUUCAGAACCAUCCAAGCGGAGGCGGAAAUGGAAGAAGACACCAAAUCGAGUACAAGAGACAAAACGCAAGAGAGGCCGCCCUCCCAAGACAGCAAAGAACCAAGACGAAAACACCGUCACCAAGAAGCAGUCGGCUGUCUUAGGACUGGAAGCUCUCCACCAGCAUACCGUGUCGCUGAGCCAGUCCCCGCCUGACAAGAAAGAUUCGAGGCAAAUCCACAAUGCACAGUUCAACCUCCCCAGCAUGGUCACGUCCAAGAAAAAGCUGAAGACGAGCCCGACAACACUGAGUACGAAACAGCAACACAACGUCGAGAAAUCGCUGGACAGGUUAUUAGAAUCCUACAAGCACCAGAUGUUAGAUUUUGUCACCUACAUGAGGAGUCCUGACUAUCUAAGGCUUUUACAUGUACAGCUGGAUCAAGAAAGGGCACGGAAAGACCAACUUGGGGCCAGACAGGAGCAACUGGAAAGGCAGAUUGACCAUCUUCGGCAGGACAGCAUGAAGCUGCUGAAUAUACGACUGGACGAGCUUGGCAUUGAAGCCAAGACACCGUCGGAGCUGGUGGAGAAGUCCAAAGAAAUUGUCGGCAAGCACAGGGAGCUGCAGCUGCAAUGUGAGGCGCUACAGCACCAGAUCCAAUCCAUCGAGGACGCCAACGAGAAACUGGUGCGUGAGAGCCAGCAGGAUGUCCUGAACCACUCCAAUCCGACAUCGCUGAUAACGGAACAGAUCAUCCAGGAGUAUAAUCAGCAGAAGCAUCUACGCAAGGAGCUGGAGAAGCUGGAGUCCGAGGUCCAUAAACUGGAGAAGAUGUCGUCGGCGCCAGGUGACGAUCAUCUGGCCAGUCAGGUGAAGCGCUCUGCUAAGCGCAGCUCAGGAAGCCCAGUGGGUCUUGUCAAUGGAAGCUUGGAGCACCGUAGAAAUAAUUCUCUGAGUCCUGCCCGAUCUAAGGGAAUCAGCUCCAACAGUCCUUCGCCAACAGCCCUGGUUACCAAAGGCUUGCCUCCCAAUCUGUCGCCGCGGUCGGCUGCUCUUGCUGCUGGCAUGCAUGACUACACACACCUGUCGCCGGGGAAGGCAGCACUUCACCGCAGGCUGUCCGGGUACGACUUGAGCGCCAAGGACUCAGCGGGGAAGCAGCCUGUCACAGCCCAGAGUGCCUCUGGAAAGGAACUGUCGCCAAACGGGGAGUCAAAAGAGAAGAGCAAAAGUGGAAAGGAGAAGGUUCAGGGAGGCUUUGCCAUCUUGGCUGGGCUCCAGGCGCUGCCUGCCAGUGGCAUGAUGACCUCUACACAGAUACCUGCGUCAAGAACGACCAUGAAUGGCUUGGAGACAGCAAAAGAAGGUGCCCUGCUCAACAAAGGUGAAGCUGUAAAUCAAAGCAUUGGGCUGAAGGGGCCGAAACCCCCACGGGACGUGUCGCAUCCUGACCUAACCCAAAUCAUUCCCCCUGCUUCUAAUGCUAUGGCCACCUCGGUCAUCACCUCUAUCGGGUUAGUCAGAGCCCUCCCCCAGACCCCCAUAACUGUCCAGACCCCUCUGACAACCCAAACUACACCGCAGAUGCCCCUAAUCAGCCCUCUGGACAUUAAGCACCGGGGCCUUUUCAACGUCUUGGUCACCAACCAGGUGAGCAAAAUAAAGGAGGCUAGCAUGACUCCUCUGGAGCCUCCACUCAGUCCCCAAAACGUCACCCUCUAUCCAAGUGAGCCCAGUAGCACCCAGACCCCAGUCAGCAGUACUGCAACUGUUACUACCUCGCAGAGCAAUGCAAGCUCGCUAUCCCAGGGCACAUCCAAUCCAGCUGCCCACUCCAUCCUCUUGCUGGACACUGCGGCCGAGAAGCCACAACCAUCCACAGAUCCGUCCACCAGCCAGCCUUCGGCAAAGCCCUCGCCAAUCAUAACCACAGCCACUACAAUAUUAACCCAGCCCCCGCAGCCGGUCCGGUCUAGGAAGGGCCGCAAGCGGGCAGCAACGAAUGCCAUGGACACCGCAUUGCCUUCGAAGAUGAGUGCCGUGGUCCGCCAGGGGAGCCUGGAAUCGCAGGACAGUAUCCUCACCAUGCUGACUAACGUCAACCAGCCACUGGGCAUCAGUGCAAUUCCCUCCCCAGAGGGUAAAAUGUCCUCCCUGGAUCGCUCCACCGGGCGGGAGGCACAAAAAGGAAAAGUGAAAUCUACAUCUAGGUCUGCCCUCAAGAACAAAUUGUGCAAGCUAGCUUCUGCAGAGACCAAAGCAGCAUUGUCUGCUGUCAGGGUGGUUUGUAGAACUCCAGACCCAAUGAAGGAGCAGGGCAGUGAAGUGGACAGACUGCCCUCGCCUGUUUCCCCUGAGCCAGCCAGGCCAAAGGUCAAGGAGUCCCCUAACACAAAGAAGCUACAGGCCAAAAUCAGCAGCGGAUUUGAUGCCCUGGCGGCCUUUGCCUCGACAGAGCUGGACCGCAGCAAGCAAAUCCGCCGCCAGAGUGCCGGCAACAGCCCCGAGAACCAGGGUCGGAGGGAUGCCUCCAAGAGCCCCCUGGGUGCCGGGGGACGUUCACCUCAUAUACUGCCUCAAGUGGGCAGCCCAGAAGGGGGAAACCUGGAUGGCUACAAGAACCCCAAGAAGGGGCCCUCAGUCUCCUUCAGUCGGGAGGAGGGCCCUAAGAAAGGAGGCACACCCAUGAUCGCCCUGAUGUCCCAGGUUGGAGUGAAGGGCGAUGGGGUUGUGCCCCACCAGAACAAUGCUGCAACCACAAACCAAGGUGCCAAUAUGCAACCAUCACUACCAAAUGCUGCAGACGGUGUGCGGUUUGGGGAGACCGAGCACCAUCUUAUAUCGGAGGACGAGGACGAUGUCCAUGUGGAUGUGGAAGAGACAGACUCUGUCCAUGAGCUGCUGAAGCCACGGACGCCUGGCUGGAGACGGAUGGCAGAUGAGGAGGCUCUCCGUUACGUCGACGAUGAGAAAGAAGAAGAGCCUCCUUGCCAGCCAGACAAACCCAGCAGUUUCUCUGACCAGGCAGGGAUAAAUGGAACCACUCAGCCUUCGUCAGCUACUCCACCCAACCCACCAAAGACCCAGCAAAACUUUGGGGCGGGCAUCAUAUCUACUCAGCCUCAGGUGUCUUUGCAGACGUCGACUACAAACCGUGUGAUGAGUAGCUCUGGUCCUAUUCAGGUCUCCAGCUACAACCAAAAUACAGCAUAUGUAUCGCCAGCAGUUUCUCAGCCUCAGGCAGGGGGUUUGGCUGAAUUUAUAUCUGGUCAGGGUAUGCCAACAGGAUCAGGGAAUCAGGUCAUCAGGAAUGGUUUACCUUCCAAUACGUUACAGCAGGGCCCAAGCCUGUCCAUAGCUGUCCCUCCUAAGCAGGUCCAGGCAACCAAGAUGGGCGUGACUUCACCCACUGGGAGCCGAUCGUUUGCUGCCAUCACUACAGUCGCUGAUCCCAAAAGCGUGUCCAACUCAGUUGCAAACAGCGUUGCAGAGGUCACACUGGCCGACCAGUUCCACAAGAAGUUCUCCCGGAAGGAAGGCCGGAAGUUCGGCAAGCUGUGGCAGCAGCACCAACUGAAUCCAACCAAUGACCCCAAGAUUAAUGUGUCGGGUCAAGCACAGGGUAAAUCAGCAGAUGGAACUGCUGGAGGAAAAGAUUACCAACAGACUGAGGACAAGUGGCGGCGACUGCACCAUCCUGACACCUGUAACAGUGUGCAGUCUAGUGUGGCCCCGAGGUCUUCUGCCGGCCUCCAGCAAAAUCAACACCAGUUGUCUGCCUUGUCGCACUACACGCCCGUCUCAAAUGCAACCGAUCCUUCAGUCCGCUGUGCACCAAUUCUGCAGCCCGGUUACACCAGCCUGUCUGCCUCCAGCCAGAAGCUCUCCCAUCCGCGGUUGGUCGGGGAGGGCCAGACGGGCAACAAGCAGUACUCCAACAGCUGGGAUGGACGCUCUGCUGCGGACAGUAUAUCACCAACUGGUGCUUCCUACCAGCGCAGCCAGCAGGAGACCAGAGGUAGUUACCCGACAGGGGUCAACACACCAUACAUUGAACUCAAAUCACAGCAUCAGAGAAACGGACCCACCCAAGGAUCUACUGGACAGUUCAAGAGUACUGGAGAUGCCAAUGCAGCACCCAAGGCAAAGCACAUAGGAGUGUACAAGGCAAAGGAUGCCUCAGCCAAAUCCUUCAGUCAGGCAAACGCGACCGCCAGUUACCUCAACAAUGCCUCGCUUUUUUCCAAUAACCCGCAUUACAGCAACUCGCUGCCCAAAACUGGCCCAACAGUGCCACACAGUGCACCGGCUGCCUCGUACAAUCAUGCCCAAAGUCUUCCAAAUCGGGGCGUCGGUGUACCCCUGCAGUCGCCGCGGUCCAACUACAACCACCACACCCCCUCACCGACCUCCCCAAACCACUUCCGGUCACCCUACCCGAGCCCCACCCACCAGAACCGGGUGAUGUCGCAGGGCACUACACCUCCCUUGGCCUCGCCAACAGAGCAGCCUCCCCCACCCCCGCCUCCACCCCCGAGGAGUGAGGACCCCAAUCCUCCUCCCCCGCCUCCUGGAAGACCCUUGCCCCCUCGGAUCAGCAGCAUGCGGCCAGGCAUGGCCAUGUCACCGGGCUUUCCCAUGCUGUCACCCUACACCAUCCCCACAAGGCCAGAGAUGGGAAUGCCGACGUACCUCCACUCCUCUUACCCCCAUCCCCACCCACAGGCUAACCUGUCAGGAUUCACCACGCCCAAUGCCACGGCUGGUUACAUCAUGCAGUAUGGCAGCACACCCAGAUAGGCGAACAGGUUUCAAAAGAGCAAGCUUGGAUUGUUUCUCCAAAGAAGCAAGUGUUUGAUGAAAGGAUCCAUCAGAGCCAGCUUUGCAGCACCGCCUUGAAGAGAAUGGAGCAGCUACCAGUGGCUCACAGUACGCAGCCUCACAACCUGGUUGGUCAGUAAAGCAUCUCCUCUUUAUAACUUAACCAUUUAUGCACUGUCUGGUUGCCGUUGACAACCAGGGAACCCAACUACACUCAGCUUUUGAUGUGUGAUAAAAUUUGAGAAAAAAAAACAGAAAAAGAAAUGCACAAGCGCAUUUAAUACUUCCAUAGAAAACUUUUUAUAGCCGAAAUGUAGGUAUGCACUAAUAAAAGACAUACACAUAGUAUUAUACAAAGGAUACUGCCAAAUACUCUAUAUGGUUAUUUUCCACAAGGGAGUGUCAUCAGAAGGGAUACUACAAACUGAAGUAGAUAAAUAUAUUAAGUAAAUAGUGAGGGUAUAUUUUUCAGUCGUGUUGUCUUAGACACAGAUUAAUCACUGUAUGUAGUAAAGAUUAGUGCAUUGUGGAGUGAUGCAUUCUGGGAAGUCAGAGUAGUGAGAGUGCCCAGCUUAUGUUGUCAGUCUGAAACGGAGUUCAAGACAUUUGGACUUGUCGUGUUGGUUCUUCUGAUCGGCCAAGGGCCCAGCCAAGGGAGCGUUGCUUCCUUGCACACCAUGACUUGUUUGCAUCCUGAAUGCAGGUCCUUUUUUGGUGGGUUGAAAGCCUUCAGACACACAUGCACACACAUUUGACGGUACUGCUGUGUGUAUAUGGAGAUCGUGCCCGGAAGAAGCAUACCACGACUCAGCACAGCGUACACUAGAAUGUCCGCUUCUGUUCCUUCCCAGUAGUCACAUGCACUAGGCAUAUUUUAGUGAAAGCAACAAAAUCACUGCCAGGCAACGUUUGUAGUUUACUCUUAGUUCAGGGGUUUCAAAGAGAACUUCUAAUUCUAAAAGAUAUGAGAUAUUUUUGUGAACAGAAUGAAUAUAUAGGAAUGUAGAUUAAUUAUAAUGAUUACCGAGGACACCUUGAAAUUAAGGAGAACUAAUUUCAUUGUUUCCAACUAUGAAUACGGAAGAAUGAAAUCUUUCACAUACAGAUGCAGUGUUGGAAUUGUAAAGUGUAGAAAAGCGUAUUUUUUUUUCCUGGAAUCAAUGUGAAAUUUAGUGGAUAGUCACUCACUUAGUGGUCUUUGCGUUCUGUUGAAGCAAAGCUUAAAUGUGCUGUUCAGGAAAGCACAAUAGUUCCAAACAAAAGUGGAAUUAUGAAAUCUGACAACUUCAGAACAAGCCGAAAUGCUUGCAUGGGUUGCAGAAGAACUUAUGAAGAGGAUCUGAAUUGUCUUGGCACCCUGCAUCAGAAUGCCAUUUCAGCUGCUUUUCGGACCCAGAAGUUGUUUUUGCCACCAUCCCUAGACAGUUUUAUUUUCAGGUGAUAUAAGGUUCUCGCUCUCAAUUGUGGUAUAUUUCAUGCUUUGGCAUCCUUAUGUGUUCUUUUUUGUACACAAGUAGUUGACCUGCUUAGUUUAAGUUAGUGAAAAUUUAACAAAUGCCUUUUUUUUUGGUAGAUCUGUUUUGUGUCAGAUUCCCUCAUUUUUGAUUACAUGCUGCACGUGUUAAAAUGCUGUCUCUGAUGUGGUGCUUACAGUGGAGACUUUAAUACACUACUUCUUGUAUAGGCUUGCCCAGUGUAAUGCAAUUUUGUGAUAUUGAUAAUUAAUAGAAAUGUUCAAAGGGACCAAAAUAAUGUUAGAUUUGAAUAGCUGUGUAUGAAGAUUAUACUGUAUUAAGAUGUAUUUAUUGAUCUUGUAUCCUAGUUUAACAAUUGAAUGCUAUUUUUUGUAUUAUUGGAAAAAGUCAACAAUUCAAGUUGGACUUACAAGAUGGAUCCACGUUCGAAUUUGUACUAGUUUUAGAUUUUGUGAGUGCAGUGCACAGGGCAAAUUUCUCAUGGCAUUAGGGUUCCUUUUCUGUUGUUUUCCAAUUUCAAGAGUGUUAUCUUCUGUCGUACUUUCUUCGAUUUUGUUUUUUAAUUUUCAUUUUGCAGUGAAAUCAGACGCCAUUUUACACUUUGAAACCAAAUUUUGGUUCUUGCUGCAUUUUUGUAUGAAUUUCAAUAUUAAUCCUUCGUCUGGUCCUAUGAUGUCAAAUGGAAAUGUGAAAGUGUGGAUAGAGUGAGCCGUUUUGAAGUUUUAGAAAUGUAAUUGAAUCUGAUGUUCCUAUUUCAAGGGAUGUGGUUUGACUUGAAGAAACAUAGCUCUUAAAAGACUUCCUUCAUGAAACAAAGUUAUGGUAGAGGAGAUUUUUUCCCAGAUUGUUAUUCAGUACUAGUUAUUCCGCAAUCUGCAUGUGGGGUUUGAAUAUUAAUUAGAUUGAGGUCAGAUGUCAUAGGUCAAGUUUCUUGCAUGAAAAAAAAAUGGGCAAAAUUGGCAUUGCCAUUGUUUUUUUCUGGAAAGUUGGUGUUGAAUGUUAUGAAAGAUACAUGUAGCGGUUCAGCCACAAGGUAGUUUUUGGGAAAGGUGGAGGCUUUUUGUGUGGUAUUUAAUCACCUUGUGAUCAGGCUUAACUAGUUUAGGUCAAAAUUGUGCAUGGCAAUGAAGAAAUUUAGUUGGCAGUGUCUGGUCUUUGGCCAGCAUUUAAUAACACUUUCUUUGCCCUCUUCCUGAGCUUUGGGUUCAGUCAGUGAAAGUUUGUUCCGUCAUUAAUUUCAUGCAUUUCCAUGUUUAAUUCAGAAAUAUCUCUCAGGUUUGGAGGAUUUUGUCAUAUCUUAUCUUAAUGACGCAUUUACUAUGUGGACACUGUAUCGUUGGAAAACCAGAGCAAAAACUAGAGUGUCCACUUUCUGGGUUUCCCUCACCAAAUUUUAUGUUCGUAGUGACCAUUGAGAGAAAUUGUUGGAGGUGCCAUCAAAAACCCAACGCCAUUGGGUAGCUGCUUCCAGAGUAGUGCAUGUCCUGUCCAGCUGUAACAAGCCAGGUUAUUGGACAUACUGUUGUAGGGCAGGUCCAAUCAGUUUACUUGUUCACUUCCUGAGUUUGACUCAAACCAAGAUUGAUCAGAUGAAUCCUAUAGAAAAUCCCACAGAAGACAUUACUGAAUUCUACAUGAAAAUGCAAACAGGAACAGGCAGUGAAAGCGGAAGGUUGCAUCCAGACAAAAGCUGCAGUCUUUGAUGUGAAGCUCCCAAUUGAAUAUACUUGGCUAUUUUGCCAGUACAAAAGUUUAAUUUUUCCCCAAACCAGUGAAAAUUAUAUUAAUACUUCAGUGCGACUUACAUUUCUGCAUUUCAACUUUUGCCAAUUGUGUAACUUCAACCCACACAGAGAAUGUACAUUUUAAAAUUUUGUUAAAGCAGAGACCUGUCUCAUUUUGUAAACUUGUAGCCCUUUUUCCGGUAGAUACUCAAAAAUACUUCAAAUUUCGUAAGGAUUUGAAACUGUGGAACUUGUAAACAUUUUUAAUAUUGUCCUGAAAUGCUGCAUUUGUAAUGGCCUAAUUUGCAAUGUGGUGCUAUUUGUUUAUAUGAAAAAAUAUGAAAUACUAUCACUGAACACUACCAAAAGCCACAGAGGCUAUAGACUUGAACAGUUAUUUUCCCCUAAUUUCUAAGCCUGAUUAUAUAAAUCUGUAUAUUGUUGUCGUUGCUUUAGUAACUAGACUUUAGGCUGACUUAUUUUGUGUACAGGAUUUUGUGCCUGUUAAGGUGGCCAUUUUUGGUUUUGUCACAUCUGACCGUUUCCAGUCAUAAAGUAAAUUAAUUAAAAUGACUUGAACAGUAAUUAAUUACAAGAUAACUAAUUCCUUUGUUUACCUGUACCAGCCACCAAGUGGCUUAGCAGGUGAAAUUAUGCCACGGGCUAGGAUUGACACCGAUCGGCAAAAUAAUCAAGAGAAACUGCCAGAAUUAUGAUGUUUUUCCAAAAAAAGUUUUGAGUUCAUCCUCUCUAAGACUAGAAAGUCAAUGUCUUUCAAACUCGGGCAGGUCACCUUUGGUGCCAAAAAAAAUGAAGAAAAAAUACUUAAUAUUGUAAACAACUGUAACCUAUGCAAGCAGAUCGUUCACUUCCAAAGAUUGAGUUGUCAAUCAAACUGGAAAAAUCAAAACAAUCCAUUACCUCACUGGUUUUGAGAUCAGCCAGAAAAAAUACUUGAAGUGUCUUCUGCAUACAUAUAAAAGCAGCUUGCCAGCAACUUGGUAGAAACUCGAGGCACGUUUGGUCGACGGCAGUAAACCCGCCUUUUGGUGCAUACUUUUCAGACUGUACAGCCGGUAUGCCAAUCCUAAACCCUGGCUUGACUUCAUAUUCGUUGAAACUUCCCCAAAAUGCAGUGUUUACAAGGAUUAGCUCUACCAAUCAGCCCUGGUAGACAUUUUUUCUUCAUAGGUAACUAUUUUGGUACAUUGUGUUUUAAUGUUCUGAAAACCUCUCUAAUUCGAAUCCAAAUUCUAGCCAAAUGAUGGUAUCAGUGUUAAUUAAAGCAGAUCUCACAAAUCUGUGGGAAUUGAGUCACAAUAGAGACUGUCUUUAUUUGUAAACAGAAACACAGUCUCACCCAGAAUUGCCAUGUUCGAGAUGACUUUUCAAUAGCCGUUUGUAGUUUUGACUAUUGAGCCAAAUCUGUUUGGGUUUUUAGUGUUAUUCUUAGUACCAUAGUGAAUAGCAGUUGACAGUGGUCAGAAUUUAACGUUACAUGUACUGUUAGAAUACUGAAGAGUUGCUGGGAAAACGGGUCAGCCGAGAUGCCAUUUCGUGAUACUUACUCUUUACUGUGGUGUUUGCUGCUGGUGUAAGUAGUUCAUUAGGCCCAUCGUAGUCCCGCAUCGUAUUUGGUUUACCGUAGCAACUUGUGGAUGAAAAUACAUUGUAGAGCCAUGGCAUUGACCUUUCCUUUGCGUACCCAUAGCCGCACUUUUUUGCCACCGCGGUACACAGUCCGCGGCCCGCCUCGUGCGGGUUGGCAAAACUAGGGCGGCUGGCGCAAGGAAAGAAAGUAACUCACAGUGGUUUUAACCAUACUGCGUGUUGCGGUGUAUCAUCAUUAACACACCGCACGACGCCUUUCCUCUUUGCAGAGGGCUAAGAGUGGCUUGAAACGUGCCAGCCAUGGCGGUUAUUUAUGUAGAGCAGGCUGCUCUUGCAAUAUGGCGCCAAAAAGUCGGUAGGGCCGCGCCUAGAAGUAGUAGUACUGAACUGAGUACCAGCCAAAUGCACAAACAUGUCGUAUUUCUGGCUGGUAAACCAACUUUUUGCGUGUGCUCUUUUAAUAGCAAUACGCUAGAUAGACGCUUGGGGCUCGGCUGGACGGAUCUUGUUGUACUUGGGAUCUUGAAAGAAACCAGCGAGUGCUGUGUCGCAGCCAUGCAUGAGAUGUUCAUUUGCGCGGUUUUCUGUGUACAUUCUUUUUUCUUUGCAACGGAUGUUGCAUUCUGUAGUAAUAAUUGUGAAAUAUUGUUACAUAGAAAAGAAUUGUUUAUUAACUCUUGGAAAUUCGGGUCAAUAAAUUAAUUGUAGAAAUGUAA